Staurois parvus is the source of this 261-nucleotide messenger RNA. Lineage: Eukaryota; Metazoa; Chordata; Amphibia; Anura; Ranidae. The record is from the annotation of a GenBank genome assembly.
CUGGUGGCACUGACUGGCAGCACUGGUGGCACUGGUGGCACUGGUGGGCAGCACUGGUGGGUGGGCACAGGUGGGUGGCACUGGUGGGCACAGGUGGGUGGGCACAGGUGGGUGGCACUGCUGGGCACAGGUAGGUGGCACUUCUGGGCACAGGUGGGUGAUCUGCUGGCACAGGUGGGUGAUCUGCUGGGCACAGGUGGGCGGGAGCUAGUGGGCGCACUGCUGGGCACAGGUGGGCGGAACUUGCGGGUGGUACUGCUG